CCCCUUAUCUCAGUCUGCACGUUGCUUCUCGGUGACUAAUAGCACAAUAACAAUGUGCACGGAUAAGAGGAAUUGAGGCUGUUUACAAACUCUAUGGCGGCUGGAUAUAAGAAGGAGCAGGGAGCUGGCAGCAUCUCAGUCACCUCGGGAGCUCUCAGGAACAAGCAGCACUGAACUGACCCCUGCUUCUGCACGGGGCGCUCAUCCUCCAGGACUGGGACACUUGCUGCAGCUAAUACAGACUGCGCUUCCAUUUUUCUAUUUAUUCUUUUUACCAUUUGGGGAUUACUUUUUAUACCCGUUUUAUACAUUAACAAUGGAUCUGGAGAUGAUGAUUUAUCUGCUGCUGGCUCUUCUUCAAGGCACCUGUGCUUCAGGGUCAUCCUCUGAGGAUCCCUCUGUAGCAGAAGCUGCAGCUGCUCAUCCUUCUUCUGGCGCCCCCUUGAGGCCACGCAGAUUUAAACGCUGUUCUUGUUCAACGCUCAUGGAUAAAGAAUGUGUCUACUUUUGCCACCUAGACAUUAUCUGGAUAAACACGCCAGAAAAAACCGUGCCUUACGGACUUGGAGGUCCUCGUCUGAAACGUUCACUGCAGGACAUGGAGACAGAAAAUGUUCUGAAGUCUGGUAGCAGGUGUAUCUGUGCCAAGGGUGAGGACAAGAAAUGUCUGGACUUCUGCCAAAGUGCUGCAGAUCUCAGUGUCCAACCUUCCAUAGUGAAAGAAACACAGCGGGUUCAGAAGGCCAAAGUCUGCAAUGGACUCUUACUGGGAGGACAGUGUGUGCAGAAACUUCAUACAGACGCUAAAAGAACGGAAUUCAUCAGACAAGCCAUAAAGAGAUCAUAUGUCUUUGCCAGGCUACUGAAGAAGCUUCAAGAGAUGAAAGAUGAGACACAUCCUUGGGCACAUAGAAAGAGAGGAAUUUGGAAACAUACAAUCACAACUUCAUAGUUGGAGAAGUGAGAACUGUCACCUUCUUUCCAUAGUGUGGGAGACAUUACUGUCAGUGAAUGCCUUCAGUGUGCAUAUUUUAUUUUUCUUGGUGGCUAAGUGCACUUAAUUUAUGAAGAUUUAAAUCAAAGGAUCUGGAACUACCAUCCAGCUUCAAGAUGGACAUGUGAGAUGGAUGAAAGGCAGGAGUCUGGGCUGAAAUAAUGCUGCUGGUUUUGGAGAUAAAUGUCAUGGGGACGUGUCUGCAUUAGAACAGAAUUUUAAAAUAACCUGCCAAACAACAUUCAUUGCUACUGACACUGACAGUAAAACACUGGAAUAUAAUAUUGAAAUCUACAUGCCUUAUUCUAUGAAAUGCUGCAGCAUAUGGAUGUAUGUGCAUUGCAGAUACACUAUGAAAGCUAUGCCAUUGUUUUAGGGCGUUUUACAUAUCGCAUACAAGUCUACCUCAGGUUUACUUCCUCUGAAGGGCUUCCUUCCUGCCUAUAUUUUAGCUUGUCCCGUGAAUACACCUUAUGUCUUCAGUCUUGGUUCGAUCUUUUUCACUGGAGCUAAUCAAAUCUUUAAUAUGCAAUAAUCCCUGAUUUGUUUAGUGGCUGGUUAAUGUGGUCAUAGUAAGCGGAGGGUAGCACUGACUGCUGCUCACACAAGCUAAAACUGGGUUUUCAUAGCAGUUAUUCUAUCUGCUAUCUUCUAUCUAAAUUUAUUAUGUGAAUAUUUUUUAAAAUAUUUAUAUUAUUUGUAAAAGUGACUAUAUUUACUGUGUUAAAUAUACAUUUUAAUAGGCCAUAUUGGUCUAUGCAUGUUUGUAUUUCUGUAUGAAAAAAGAGCUUCAUGCCUUCAGUAAUAAUGUUAAAAUAAAAUAUU
Bufo bufo (common toad) is the source of this 1819-nucleotide messenger RNA. It is a transcript of the gene EDN1, whose product is annotated as endothelin 1. NCBI's taxonomy places the organism in Eukaryota, Metazoa, Chordata, Amphibia, Anura, Bufonidae. Gene Ontology annotation, biological process: intracellular calcium ion homeostasis; vein smooth muscle contraction; regulation of systemic arterial blood pressure by endothelin. The transcript has 5 exons. Gene Ontology annotation, cellular component: extracellular region. The record is from RefSeq and is a predicted model, not a curated record. Gene Ontology annotation, molecular function: hormone activity; endothelin A receptor binding; endothelin B receptor binding. The coding region runs from base 317 to 952 and encodes 211 amino acids.